Ananas comosus (pineapple) is the source of this 3962-nucleotide messenger RNA. RefSeq names its product putative E3 ubiquitin-protein ligase LIN. The record is from RefSeq and is a predicted model, not a curated record. Lineage: Eukaryota; Viridiplantae; Streptophyta; Magnoliopsida; Poales; Bromeliaceae. The transcript has 8 exons. Gene Ontology annotation, biological process: protein ubiquitination. Bases 243 to 3740 code for a protein of 1165 amino acids. Gene Ontology annotation, molecular function: ubiquitin-protein transferase activity.
GAUUUUGUUCCCCUUCUCCCAUUUGUCACCCUCGCUGACUCCUCUCUCUCUCUCUCUCUCUCUCUGUCGUCCUCAUCAAUUGUGCUAAUGUCCUCGUCUACUAAGUCACUCCCGUCCCUCCACCUCUUCCACUCUCCUCCCCACAAUCCCCUCAAAACCCUAGAAACCCACCCUAGGGUCCUUGCAAUGGCUUCCUAGCUAAGAUUCUUGAAUAUUCUUGAUUUUGUUGAGCUCGUCGGGGCAUGGCGUCGCUGGAGGAGCUUCUUGCGAAGGAAGGGUUCAAGAAGGGGAAGGCGAAGCAGGGGCUGAGGGGAUCGGCCGCGCCGAGGGCGGUGAGUAUGCCUCUUUACCCCGAUCGCGGUCAGAAUCUUUUGGAUCGUAAUACGGAGUCUAGGUUUCAGAAGAAUAGGGCAAGAUCUGGUGCCUUUGAUAGGGGGACGCGAUCCGGUUGGUCGGAGAAUGGAGGAGGUAGAGGCGGGAGGCAGAAGUAUGGCCCGGUGCGAGGGGAGAGCUCCGUUGAUAGCUACGAUGAGGAAUUCCUCGAGAUUGAGGGUUUUGAAACUGGCGGAUCGAAUCAGUCUCGAGAAGUUAAAAGUUUUAAUGGAAGGUCACGUAAUUCUCGUUUAAAUAGUGUUGACGAGGCAGAGAAGUAUAAAGCCGACACAAUUGUUAAGCCCAAGGUUAGGAUGGGUAGAAACCCUAAGCAAGAAGGUCCUGGAAAUCUUAGAUGCAAGGAGGCCGACUUGCAUGAUACGAUUUGUGAUGAAAAGCUUCAGAAAAGAAAUAUUACAAACAUUCAGAUGCAACCAAGCUUUAAUUAUGACGUUCGGAGUAGAAAGGAUGAUGAACCGACCCUUGAUGAGGCUGCAAUCUGGGCUGUUGUCUCGAUAUUGACUAGUUAUAUAAAGCUAUACUUUAAAGAUGGAAACUUCCGUGCAUCAAUCCGUCACAGCUGUGCUGCUUGCCUAGGCCUUGGUGCAACUAAACAGAAACAACAAAAGGAUCAUAAUGGAGCAGUCGCUGACCUAAAGGAAGCGAUUCAAACUGUUGAAAGAGUAGUUAAAGAUAAUUUGGAUUCGGUUGAAGUUACAAAAGCUUUUAAGAAACUAACUGUUAUCUCGGGAUUGAGUUCAACAGAUAGAAAGGAUGGAUUUGCAUUUGGAAGUCUUGAUUCAUAUCUGGCUGCGUGCGCCCAUCUCUACCUUAGUGUAAUUUAUAAGCUUCAGAAGAAAGAUAAGCUUUCGGCUAAGCAUCUUCUUCAGGUCUUUUGUAGUUCACCGUACCAGGCGCGGACUAAUCUUCUCCCGGCCUUGUGGGACCGUCUUUUCCUUCCUAAUCUAUCUCAUUUAAAGUCAUGGUAUGAGGAAGAAGUCAAGUCUAUAGCACAAUCACCCAUGGGAGAGAAGAAGACAAAGCUUCUCGUCAAAAUGUACAAUGAUGUAUUGGACAAGGGUACUCAUGCUUUUGCUACUUAUUACAAAGAGUGGCUUAUAGAGGAGACUGAAGCUCCAGCACUUCCGUCUAUUCAUGUCCCUUUUACAUCUUAUCAUGGAAUUUCACAAGAGUCAAAUGUUCCCACUGAUUCUGAUGAAGGUUGUAGUCCUGGCAGUUCUGUUACCACUCAGCUGACGAUAAGCAAUAGCUUGUAUCUAUCUUCUUCGAGCCAAUCAAAGAAUUCGGAUGCAGCUGAUAGAAUAGAAAGUAAAGAUGAAGAGGAGGAGAUUGAUGAAGAGCAACUAACCAUUCAUUCCGACAAUCUCAAUCAAUACUAUGAGGAAACCAGGAUUUCCUCUCAAAAGUUCGGGAUUCAAAACCGUAUUAUAGGGCAGAUACAAGAACAUCACAACCCUUUCUUGAAGGACAGUUCUAUUGCCACUCAGCUGAUGAUCAGUGAUAGCUUGUAUCUAUCUUCUUCCAGCCAAUCAAAGAAUUUGGAUCCAGCUGAUGCAACAGAAAGUAGAGAUGAGGAAGAGGAGAUUGAUGAAGAGCAAUUAAUCACUCAUUCCAACAACCGCAAUCAAGACUAUGAGGAAACCAAGAUUUCCUCUCGCAAGUUCGGGAUUCAAAACCAUAUAGUAGGACAAACACAAGAAGAUCAUAAACCUUUCGUGAAGGAGCUAAAUUCAUCUAUUAAUGCUGAAGAAAGUGAGCUUUACCUUAAAAAAUUAGCACAGGCAGUUUUCAAACCACAGCUUAGUACUGUAUCUGAGCUGACAAAAACUAGGACAUUUGCUGAGAUUGCUGAUACAGAGGUAUUGGCAGUUAGUUUGAGCGCAGAGUCAUUUACAAAUGACAAAGAUGCUGAUGAAGGGUCCUUUUUCUCUGCUACUCCACAAGAUUUUGUCUGCCCUUUAACAGGGCAGGUCUUUGAAGAUCCUGUGACAUUGGAGACAGGACAAACCUUUGAGCAAGCAGCUAUAAAAGAAUGGUUCAAUCGCGGCAAUACAACAUGCCCAGUUAGUGGGCAGGAACUUGAAUGUUUGUUGGUCCCAGAAACUAAUUUGGUAUUGAAGCACUUGAUUGCUAGUUGGAAAUCCGAACAUUUUAAAAAUCUGCUAGGUAUUGCUGUGCAAAUAGCUGGGUGUGUGAUAACACAAGAUCGUGAAUCAAAAAAUGAGUUAGUUUUGUCCAUAAUAGAGCAACUUCUUGGGGGUUUAAGCUUGGAGGAACAACUUGAAAAUGCAAGACACCUUAUGGCUUUGGGUGGCUUAGAUUUUCUUUUACGCAGGUUUGAAUUAGCAAACGUGGAUGAGAAAACACGCAUAGUUGGACUUCUGUUAUGCUGUAUCAAGGCAGAUGGUUGUUGCAGGAACUACCUGGCGGUGAAACUAAACAGUGUGUGUAUCCUUGAGCUUCUGCACAGUAAGCAGGUCAAUGCACGAACAAACAUAGUGUUGCUGCUGACUGAACUACUCUACCUGAAAAGAAGGGCAACGCUCACAUUGUUCUUAAGUGGUUUGCACACGGAGGCAAUUGUGAAUACAAUGCAUGUCCUGCUUGUGUAUCUUCAUAGUUCCCCACCAGAAGAAAGAGCUCAGGCUGCUGUUCUCCUUUUACACUUUGAUCUGAUGGUAGAUUCCCGUAAGUAUAGCAUAUACAGAGAAGAGGCCAUUAAUAGCAUUACACUAUCACUUAAUGGCUGCUUAUCAGACAAGAAUGUGAUACCAAACUCUCGGAAAGCGCUUCUGAUGUUAGGGGGGCACUUCUCUUCUUCUGGAGAUAUAUUGACAGAGGCUUGGAUGCUGCAACAAGCAGGAUUCAUUGAUGGUCCUAGUGCCGAAUAUAUUGAUAAUGACGAGGAGAUUGAUGAAAGUGUGCUGAACGAAGAAACAUCAGAAAAGGAGAAGUGGCUAAAUAAUGUCACCAUGGCACUUCUUGGUAAUGCAAGGCGAUCGUUCCUUGAGGCUCUCUCCAAAUGUUUAGAUUCUGGGAAUGUGGAGCUAGUAAGGGCAUGCCUGACCACAGUGGCAUGGCUUAGCCAUUCACUUGUAUCACUUUCUACCAGUGAAAUUCAGCUCUUUGCGUUCUCCAUUCUCAUUCCUCGAUUAAAAGAAUGUUUGGGGAACAGCAUGGAAGUAGAGAACAGAGUACUCGCUUGUAUUUCGCUACUCAAUUUCAGCAAUAUUCCAGAGUGCAGGGUCUUGCUAAAGUCAUUGGCAAAGGAGAUGCGCCAUCAUUUGAAGGAGCUCAGAGAACUAACUUGGACGGCGAAGCGGCUUUAUACAACAAUAUUUGGAUGAAUAUAUUUGUAAGCCCCAAAGGUUGCAAAAACCACCUCCCAUUUCUCGCGAGCUUUGAUUCUGCAGGUGUAACAGCUAACUGGAGAAAGUACCGGAUCAGAAAAACUUAAAUAAAUAAAUAAAUAAGUACAACGGGUAAGAUAUAUGAAUAUUUCCUGUACAUUCUAAUGUUGUAGCUUGCCCUGUAGUUUUUAAACUUAAAACCCUUAGUUCUUGAAAACG